This is a messenger RNA of Drosophila ananassae, 1954 nucleotides long. Its product is annotated as mitochondrial-processing peptidase subunit alpha. Bases 168 to 1835 code for a protein of 555 amino acids. The record is from RefSeq and is a predicted model, not a curated record. The transcript is spliced from 6 exons. NCBI's taxonomy places the organism in Eukaryota, Metazoa, Arthropoda, Insecta, Diptera, Drosophilidae. Gene Ontology annotation, molecular function: metalloendopeptidase activity; metal ion binding. Gene Ontology annotation, cellular component: mitochondrion.
UGUGUGACUGACACUAAAAUCAAGAGCGGAAGAAGAAGAGAUCAACAUUUCUUUUUUCUUCCAAAAUUACUCGUUUAAAAAGGAAAAAAUAUGUUUCUGAAUCAAAUUCAAAUAUAAAUUGUUUAAAUUUGUAAAUACCGUUACCAAAGCCAAAUCAUCAGCACAACAUGAACGCGCGCAGCAUUGGCAUGCUUAAAAAGCUCCGGCACUCUUGGCGCACGUUACCAAGGCAUUUCGCCAACAAGGUGAGUUCACCCGCCGGCGAUGAAGUGGGUAGCGGUACCGGCAUUGGACAGAUCACCGGCGGUGUGCGCACCACCGAUGGGCCCCACACGGUGAACACGCCGUCCAAGGAAAUCGUGACGCACCUGCCACCUCUCACUGAUCCACUGCCCAAUCUUCCUGAGGCUGUCUAUGCGUCACCGAUGGCCGAGAGCGCCGUCACCAAGGUGACUACUCUUCCCAACGGCCUGCGGAUCGCGUCGGAGCCGCGGUAUGGGCAAUUCUGUACCGUGGGUCUGGUCAUCGAUUCCGGACCACGCUACGAAGUAGCCUACCCAAGUGGUGUAUCACAUUUCCUGGAGAAGCUGGCCUUCAAUUCCACCAUAAAUUUUCCCAACAAAGACGCCAUUCUUAAGGAGCUGGAGAAGAACGGCGGCAUUUGCGACUGCCAGAGUUCACGGGAUACGCUCAUCUACGCCGCCAGCAUUGACAGCCGAGCCAUCGACUCUGUCACCCGUCUGCUGGCGGACGUAACCCUGAGGCCAACCCUGAGCGAACAGGAGGUGAGCUUGGCUCGGCGCGCUGUCAACUUCGAACUGGAAACACUCGGCAUGCGACCGGAACAAGAGCCCAUACUGAUGGACAUGAUUCAUUCGGCAGCCUAUAGAGACAACACCUUGGGGCUGCCGAAGUUGUGCCCACUGGAAAACUUGGACCACAUCGAUCGCAAGGUGUUGAUGAACUACCUCAAGCACCAUCAUUCGCCUACGCGAAUGGUCAUUGCCGGCGUUGGCGUUGACCAUGACGAACUGGUUGAGCGUGUGCAGAAGUACUUUGUGGAUGAUAAGGCCAUUUGGGACAUUGAGGCGUUAGAAGAUUCGGGACCCACACAAGUGGAUACAUCCAUCGCACAGUACACGGGCGGCUUAGUAAAAGAACAGUGUGAGAUUCCCAUCUAUGCGGCUGCUGGGCUGCCCGAACUAGCCCACGUCGUGCUUGGAUUUGAGGGUUGCUCCCACCAGGACAAGGACUUUGUGCCAUUGUGCGUCUUGAACAUCAUGAUGGGCGGCGGUGGCUCCUUCUCUGCCGGUGGACCCGGCAAAGGAAUGUACUCGCGACUAUACACCAAGGUUCUGAACCGCUACCAUUGGAUGUACAGCGCCACGGCGUACAACCACGCCUACGCUGAUACCGGGGUCUUCUGCAUCCACGGCAGUGCCCCGCCACAGCAUAUGAACGAAAUGGUUGAGGUAAUCACCCGUGAAAUGGUGGCAAUGGCUGCUGAACCGGGACGAGAAGAACUGAUGCGUUCUAAGAUCCAGCUGCAGUCCAUGUUGCUGAUGAAUCUGGAGUCGCGGCCCGUCGUUUUCGAAGACGUUGGCCGUCAGGUUUUAGUUACGGGUCAUCGCAAACGGCCCGAGCAUUUCAUUAGAGAAAUUGAGAGUGUUACUGCCGCCGACAUUCAGCGUGUGGCCCAGCGCCUUCUUAGCUCCGCGCCGUCGGUGGCGGCCCGAGGCGACAUCCAAAACCUGCCCGAGAUGAGCCACAUUAAGAAUGCGGUAAGCGGAUCUGGACGUUCCGGUCUGGGCCGGCGACUGUCCCUCUUCAAAUAGCGCUGGAUGUGAGAUCGCUUUGUUGGGCUCGUUUUUCGCAAUUUUAUACGAAGAGUAUUUGUGUUAAGUUUGAAUUGGCAAAAAUAUUUACCAAAAUUCGAUUCAGUUAUUUCACUCAA